AGUGACGAACUACAUGGCGAAAAUAACUUUUUACCAAAACAACAAAACAAGACUCACUCAACUUGCUGGGUUUUUGGCAGUGUCAGAGGUUGAGAGCACCCCUCUUUCUUCCGUUCCCGCUCUCAUUCCAGCUUCGAGGAUGCAGAAGAAGGCUUCAAGGCGGCGAAGCACUACUUGUCGUCCUAAUAAACGCAAGCUCUUACACCUGCCACGUCAAAUUCAGAAGAGAAGGAAAUUUCUUGAAGAAGGGUUGACUCCCCUUGUUGAGAAGUAUUGGUUUCAGAGAUAUGAUCUGUUUUCGAGAUACGAUGAGGGGAUCAAAAUGGAUGAACAGGGGUGGUACUCUGUCACACCUGAAAAGAUUGCAAUCACCCACGCCAAGAGGUGUGAAAAUGCAACUGUCAUCGAUUGCUUUGCAGGCGUUGGCGGGAAUGCCAUUCAGUUUGCUUCAAUGUGUUAUCAUGUUGUUGCUAUUGAAAUUGAUCCCCUUAAAGUUGAUAUGGCCAUUAACAAUGCUAAAAUAUAUGGAGUGGAAGAUUACAUUGAUUUCAUUGUUGGAGACUUUUUCCAACUUGCACCAUCAUUGAAGGGGGAUGUAGUGUUUCUUUCACCACCUUGGGGAGGCCCAUCAUACAAAUGGGUGAAGAAAUUUACACUUGACUUACUCAAGCCAAAAGAUGGGUAUGCAAUAUUUCAAGCUGCUCAAGCGAUAACGCCCAACAUCAUUAUGUUCUUACCUCAGAAUGUAGACUUGCUCCAAGUGGAAGAACUCUGUUGGUUGUCUUCUCCUCCUCUACAAGUUGAGAUUGAAGAAAAUUAUGUGAGGAGCAAUUUAAAGGGUGUAACUGUCUACUUUGGUGGCACUGCAGCAUCAAGUCAAUGUGGGUCAUCAUAAUCUUUCUAAGCUAUGAGUUGACCCAACUGUAGUGUAUAUCAAGGACGUUAAUCACUUGCUGAAUUAUUUGUAGCAUAAUUUUAAAUGUCAAAGAAAAGCUUUGAGGGUUGUUUAGUUGAAUACGGCCAACAUAUGGAGAAGGUUCAGUUGUUGGCAAUCAUACUUCUUGAAGAUGCUUAGUUGUCUUUUUUUUUUU
Prunus dulcis (almond) is the source of this 1091-nucleotide messenger RNA. Its product is annotated as trimethylguanosine synthase-like. Lineage: Eukaryota; Viridiplantae; Streptophyta; Magnoliopsida; Rosales; Rosaceae. Gene Ontology annotation, biological process: 7-methylguanosine cap hypermethylation; 7-methylguanosine RNA capping. The transcript is spliced from 7 exons. Gene Ontology annotation, cellular component: nucleus. Bases 14 to 895 code for a protein of 293 amino acids. The record is from RefSeq and is a predicted model, not a curated record. Gene Ontology annotation, molecular function: RNA cap trimethylguanosine synthase activity.